This is a messenger RNA of Vicia villosa (hairy vetch), 1204 nucleotides long. Its product is annotated as outer plastidial membrane protein porin. Bases 109 to 939 code for a protein of 276 amino acids. Lineage: Eukaryota; Viridiplantae; Streptophyta; Magnoliopsida; Fabales; Fabaceae. The transcript is spliced from 6 exons. Gene Ontology annotation, molecular function: voltage-gated monoatomic anion channel activity. Gene Ontology annotation, cellular component: mitochondrial outer membrane. Gene Ontology annotation, biological process: monoatomic anion transmembrane transport. The record is from RefSeq and is a predicted model, not a curated record.
GAAUAAAUAUAGGGUUUGGGUUUUCAUUCAUUUCAUUCCCUCAUUCUUCACUCUCACACCUUCUUCACUUCUCUCCCAGAUCCUUCUUCUCCACCGAUUCAACCAGCCAUGGCGAAAGGUCCUGGUCUCUACACUGACAUCGGCAAGAAAGCCAGAGAUCUGUUGUACAAGGAUUAUCACAGUGACAAGAAGUUCACCAUCAGCACUUACUCACCUACUGGAGUUGCUAUAACAUCCUCAGGAACCAAGAAAGGUGAACUGUUUUUGGGUGAUGUUAAUACCCAGCUGAAGAACAAAAACAUCACUACUGAUAUCAAAGUUGACACAAGUUCUAACCUUUUCACAACUAUCACUGUCAACGAACCUGCUCCAGGUGUGAAGGCUAUUUUAAGCUUCAAAGUUCCCGAGCAAACAUCUGGAAAGGUGGAACUUCAAUACUUGCACGAAUAUGCUGGAAUAAGCAGCAGUGUUGGGUUGAAAGCAAACCCAAUUGUCAACUUUUCUAGUGUUAUUGGAACUAAUGCUCUUUCUGUUGGUGCUGAUCUUUCUUUUGAUACCAAACUUGGUGAGCUUACCAAAUCUAAUGCUGCUGUGAACUUUGUCAAAGAUGACUUGAUUGGGUCAUUGACUCUAAAUGAAAAAGGUGACUUGCUGUCUGCUUCAUACUAUCAUGCUCUUAACCCGCUGUCCAACACUGCUGUUGGUGUUGACAUCAGUCACAGAUUCUCAACUAAAGAGAACACCUUCACUCUCGGCACCCAACAUGCAUUGGAUCCAUUGACCACAGUGAAGGGUCGCGUCACCAACUCAGGCAAGGCAAGUGCACUUAUUCAGCAUGAAUGGCGUCCCAAAUCACUCAUCACCAUCUCUAGUGAGGUAGACACCAAGGCUAUUGAAAAGAGUGCCAAGAUCGGAUUGAGCUUGGCUCUCAAACCUUGAUUUAGUUUUGAUCCUUCCUGGCAAGAAACUGAGGUGUAGGCUUUAGGAAGCAUAGUUUGUCGGAUUGAUGUUAGUUCUCUUCUUGGGUAAGAAGUGUUCAAGGUGUUUUCUUUGCAGUUGAGCAAUUCAACCUUGAGAAAAUAAAUAGGUUUUUUAUGAACCAAAUGUUACUCUUAAAUGCCCAAAGGCAAAACAUGCCUCGUUUAUUGAAUUGUGAAUUGGUACUCUUUGAGUUUUGACAGCAAAAGUUUUAAAUUUUCUGGUA